Molecule: messenger RNA, 1158 nt
Organism: Dictyostelium discoideum AX4
Lineage: Eukaryota; Evosea; Eumycetozoa; Dictyosteliales; Dictyosteliaceae
Product: esterase/lipase/thioesterase domain-containing protein
Exons: 1
Coding region: 1-1158 (385 amino acids)
Source: RefSeq, a predicted model, not a curated record
AUGUCAGACAUUGAAAAAGAAGAAAAUAAAGAUAGUUCACCACCAACUACACCACCAACAGGAGGACCCACAAAAAAUAAUGAUAUUGAUGAUGAUGAAAAAGAAAAUAAAAUUGAAAGAUCAUUAACAGAGAAUUUAAAUAAAAGAUUUUACAACAACAACAACAACAAUAGUAAUAAUUCUAAUGGUGAAGAAAUUGAAGAUAUUGAUUAUAAAAAUUUUAAAACUAUUAAAGAAUUUGGAUAUUAUUAUAAUGAUAAAGGUGAAUUAAGAAGUAUUGAAGGUGAAGAGAAAUUUAAAUUUAUAAAUCAACAACAGUAUGAUAGGUUAGGUGAUAUUAUUGUGAAAACCAUUCAAAAUAAAAUGAAAUCGGAACCAAUCAAUUUAGAGGAGCAUUGGAUACCAAAAGGUGAAACCAACCAAUGUAACAUUUUCACAAGUAAAGAUUUCUUUGAAAACCCAACAAAGCUUAUGGUAUUCAUUAAUGGUAGUGGUGCAGUUAAAUCUGGUCAAUGGGCAAGAAGUCUAUGUAUAAAUGACACACUAAACACUGGUUCGAUUUUACCUUAUUUGAAUGACGCAAUUUCAAAUGAUUUCUCAAUCAUAGUUUUAAAUCCAAAUUAUAAUGUAUUUGAAGAAAGAAUAAUUGAAGAAGGAGAAGAACAAAAAGAAAAAGCAAAAGAAGAGGAAGAAAAAAAAGAUGAUAAUGGUAAACUAUUAAAAAAGAAAAGAGUAGAUAAUUCAAUCAAAGGUAGUGAAAAUUCAAAUAAUCAUAUUUUAACAGUUUAUGAUGAAUUUAUAAAGAAAUCACCAGCAAAAGAGAUUGUAAUUGUUGCACAUAGUUUUGGUGGUGUGAAUACUACAUAUCUAUUGGAUAAUAGAGGUGAAGAGAUUGCUGAUAGAUUAAAAUCCAUUGCAUUCACUGAUUCCGUUCAUUCAUUAUCACCAAAAUCAUCAUCUUUCACUAAGUCAUUCUUUGCUGAUGAAAAUAAAACAAAGAAUUGGGUAAAAAGUGAUAAAAAGUUAAAUACAGAUUUAGGAUUUUCAAAAUUACAAGGUUGCAAUAUAGCCUCAUCUGGUCACAGAGUUCACGAAUUCACUUCCUCAGCUUGUAGAGUACCUUUAUUUCAAUUUAUUUUAAAUUCAUUAAAAAAAUAA